Molecule: messenger RNA, 777 nt
Organism: Kalmanozyma brasiliensis GHG001
Lineage: Eukaryota; Fungi; Basidiomycota; Ustilaginomycetes; Ustilaginales
Product: Phosphatase PHOSPHO-type
Exons: 2
Coding region: 1-777 (258 amino acids)
Molecular function (GO): phosphatase activity
Source: RefSeq, a predicted model, not a curated record
AUGAACACGGCACCAACACCGCUCCCGACGAUCUCGGGCAAGCAGCUCAUCGUGUUUGAUUUCGACUGGUCGUUGGUGGACCAGGAUACGGACCGCUACGUGCACGAGGUGCUCUGUCCACCUCUCCGUGCUGAGCUGCAACGUCGUAAGCGUUCCGAGCAGUUCACCGAUCUGUGCGCCUCCCUGCUCGUCAAGCUCCACGCCGAAGGUUUCAAGCCAGACGACGUGCGCGGGGCGCUCCAAACGCUUCCCUUCCACCCGGGCGUCAAGCGCGGCGUCACCAAUCUCAAGUCUGCCGGUCAGACCACCUUCUUCCUCCUCUCCAACUCCAACACCGUCUACAUCGAUACCAUCCUCGCGCACCACAAGCUCGACAGCCUGUUCGACGAGAUCGUCACCAACCCUGCGUCGUUCAACUCGGACGGCGCACUGAUCCUCCAGCGUCGGGUGCUGGCGACAGACGCCCAGCAGCACGGCUGCACCGUCGGAUGCAGCGCCAACAUGUGCAAGGGCAAGGAGCUCGACGAGUUCCUCGAGCGACACGGCGGCAGAGCCGCCUUCGAGAGGAUCAUCUACGUCGGCGACGGCGGCAACGACUUCUGCCCCGUAUUGAGGCUCGGAAAGAGCGAUCUGGCUUUCGUGCGCAAGUUCCGAGGGUUGCAGACCAGGAUUGCAAAGGAGGGAGGCGUCAAGGCUGGGAUCAAGUACUGGAACGGUGCUUGGGAGUUGGAGGGGUAUUUGAACGAGUUGCGGGGCGAGAAGGCGCUCGAUUACUAG